Molecule: messenger RNA, 756 nt
Organism: Phaeodactylum tricornutum CCAP 1055/1
Lineage: Eukaryota; Bacillariophyta; Bacillariophyceae; Surirellales; Neidiaceae
Exons: 1
Source: RefSeq, a predicted model, not a curated record
AUGGAUCAAUGGAGGAAGCGAAAGCUAUCGAAUUUCGAUUAUUUAAUUGCACUAAAUAGGCUGGCUGGAAGAAGUUUCAACGACAUUACGCAGUAUCCAGUCAUGCCGUGGAUACUUGCCGACUUUACCAGCGACAACAUUGAUUUAUCAGACUCCAGAGUUUAUCGCGACCUUUCCAAACCGAUUGGAGCUUUAAAUCCCGAUCGCCUCGCUCAACUACUGGAGCGCUACAAGGAUUUAGAGUUGUUUGGGUUUACGGAAGCAGAAAAGUUUCUUUACGGAAGCCACUACUCGUCUCCAGGAAUAAUCCUUCAUUUCUUGAUACGACAGGAGCCCUUCACUUCUAUGGCUAUUGAUCUACAGUCGGGAAGAUUCGAUUGUCCAGACCGUCUAUUUUUCGACAUUGCCGCUUCGUGGAAUAGCUGCAUGACGUCUACCUCGGAUAUGAAGGAGCUCAUUCCAGAGUUUUUCUGUCUCCCAGAGAUGUACCUCAACACAAACGAAUUCCCCUUGGGACGGACGCAGAACAAUAGACUUGUCGACAAAGUUGGCCUCCCGCCAUGGGCUAAAGGGUCGCCUCACGAAUUUAUUCGAAUUCAACGACUUGCUUUGGAAUCCGAGAACGUGUCGCGGAAUCUUCACCAAUGGAUAGAUUUAAUUUUUGGCUACAAACAAAGGGGGCCCGAGGCCGAAGCCGCGCACAACAUUUUUCAUCAUCUCUCUUACGAAGGAUCCGUCGACCUGGACAAAAUUACG